CUACUUCCUCAACCUGGCCUUCCUCAAAAUGUCGCUCCUCUUCUUCUACCUCAAGAUUUUCCCAAAGAGGACGGUGCGGCUGCUGCUCUGGGCCACAAUUGGUUAUAAUGCCAUCUGGGGCGUGGCGUUUAUUCUCAUCGCCGUGUUUCAGUGCCAGCCCAUCGACUACUACUGGACCAACUGGGAUGGCGAGCACACCGGCACAUGCAUCAACGCCAACAGCCUCGGCUGGGCCAAUGCCAUCACCUCCAUCGCUCUCGACAUCUGGAUGGUUGCCAUCCCGCUCUUUCAGCUCAGGGAUCUUCAGCUGCACUUUAAGAAGAAGAUUGGCGUCGGCAUCAUGUUCUGCACAGGAACCUUCGUCACGGUCAUCUCCAUCGUCCGCCUCCAGACCCUCAUCACGUUCGCCAACUCGAGCAACCCGACCUGGGACAACCUCCGCGUGUCGCAGUGGAGCACGAUCGAAGUCAACGUGGGCAUCAUGUGCGCCUGCAUGCCGGCCCUGCGCCUCAUCCUCGUCAAGAUAUUCCCGCGCCUGACGUCGACCCGGCGCGGCUACGGCACCAACGCCUCAUGGGGCGCCGACAACUACGCCACAGGCGCCUCGAGGACGCUCCGCAGCCAGGCAAGGGUAGGGAUCGAGUCUAACAACACGUCGAAAUCGGGGGGAGGAAGCAGUGUUGGUGGUGGAGGAGGCUGGGGCGCAGGGAAAGGUAUCACGUACCAGCGGUCCUACACGGUGCAGUUCCACGACGCCGAGACGUCGAGCCAGGUGCACCUCAAGGAUCUUGACUCUAAAGGGUUGGAGGCCCAAACAAACGUCAGCGACUGGUCAGCAUAGUAUUCUGAUUCUUUUUCUUUGUGUGUACAGAACCCGGCUCUCCGAUGCUUUCACGCUCUCGGAGAAUGACACUUGGCCACUGAGGCAGCAUCCGGCUGGCAUGAUAUGAAAGGAAAUGGGAUCACCAAGUCGGAUCAUCAAGGGGAAAGGAAUGGCAGCAAAUAAAAAGAAAAGACAAAAAGGGGACAACGAAGAAAAGAAAAGAAUACAGAAACAGAAAAGAAAAAAAACAUGAAAAGAAGUGGGGGAAAAUAAUCCCUCAUUAAUCUGAAUUCGAUGUCUUCUUCCUUCACCUUGAAGUGAAUAGGUGGUCGGGCUGGAGUCCAAGGGUUCUUUCAUACGGGUAGCGUGUGUUCUCAGACAGUGCAUCAUCGGCCGGAGUUUUUUGCGUGGUGCUGCUUCUUUUUCUUUUCUUGUGGCCUUUCCAUGAUAAUCAAAAUUUAUUCUGAACAAGAAG
This is a messenger RNA of Cryphonectria parasitica EP155, 1298 nucleotides long. RefSeq lists its product as uncharacterized. The record is from RefSeq and is a predicted model, not a curated record. NCBI's taxonomy places the organism in Eukaryota, Fungi, Ascomycota, Sordariomycetes, Diaporthales, Cryphonectriaceae. The coding region runs from base 29 to 841 and encodes 270 amino acids. The transcript is spliced from 2 exons.